AUGGCAAAAUCCGCCCUUCUCGUCGUCGACAUCCAAAACGGAGUCGUAGACCUAGUCCUCGGCACCGGCCCCUCAGCCCGAAAAGAAGCAUUCCUCCAACGCAUGUCCACAACCAUAAAAGCCGUCCGUAAGGCCGGCGUACAGAUAAUCUACUGCGUGAUCGAUCUCCGCAAAGGCCACCCGGAAGUGAAACCGCACAGCGCCCUACACAAAGCUCUCAAUUUCAUGGGCCGAUUCCUUGAAGGCGAGGGGUCGAAAGUGCACGCCAGCAUCGCACCACAAGAGGAUGAAGGCGACUUGAUCGUCUACAAGCGCCGUGUCUCGGCGUUUGUUGGGAGUGAUUUGGAAAUCAUUUUGCGGAGUCUGGGGGUGGGGGAUUUGGCUGUGGCGGGAUUGUCGACGAGUGGGGUUGUUUUGUCUACGGUUCGGCAGGCGGCGGAUUUGGAUUUUGAUGUUACGGUUCUGGAGGAUCUUUGCGCUGAGUUUGAUUCGGUGGCUGGAGAGGGUACGCAUAGGGUGUUGAUGGAGAAUGUUUUUCCGGGUCAGGCUUUGGUGAUGAAUUCGGGGGUUUGGGUUGAUGGGUUGGAAUGUUGA
Molecule: messenger RNA, 594 nt
Organism: Penicillium manginii
Lineage: Eukaryota; Fungi; Ascomycota; Eurotiomycetes; Eurotiales; Aspergillaceae
Product: cysteine hydrolase family protein
Exons: 1
Coding region: 1-594 (197 amino acids)
Source: RefSeq, a predicted model, not a curated record